AUGGAAUUGUGUUUGACACUAUCUCUUUUGGUAUCAAGAUUAAUUCAAGUACAAGUAAACGAAGGUAUCUUACAAGGACAAGUUGUUAGUAAUCCAUAUGGAUGUCCCUUCUACAGCUUUAAAGGUAUCCCUUAUGCUGAACCACCAAUCGGAGAUCUAAGAUUUAAGGCCCCUCAACCGAAGACACCAUGGGAGGGAGUACGCAAUGCCACGGAGCAUUCAUCGCACUGCUUUUAUUACGAAUCCUUUACUGAUGUACCCGGCCCACCAACUGGAAGUGAAGAUUGCUUGUAUCUCAACGUGUAUAGCCCAAACAUUACCCCGUCGCAACCAUUCCCGGUCAUGAUUUUCAUUCAUGGAGGUGGAUUCGCCAAUGGCAAUGGUGAUGAAGAUGAAUACGGACCCCAAUUUUUGGUCAGAAAAGAUGUAAUCCUCGUGACUAUAAACUACAGAUUAGAAGUCUUGGGUUAUCUCUCUUUAGACACAGAAGAUAUACCAGGCAAUGCUGGAAUGAAAGAUCAAGUGGCAGCAUUGAGAUGGGUAAAAGAAAACAUUAGAAAAUUUGGUGGUGAUCCUGAUAAUAUUACGAUAUUUGGUGAGAGCGCUGGUGGAGCAAGUGUAUCAUUCCACUUAGUAUCACCCAUGAGCAAAGGUCUCUUCAAACGAGCUAUCACACAAAGUGGUACGCUAACCUCGUGGUGGCCAAACACGUUUGGAGCACGAGACCGAGCUUUGCUACUCGCUAAACAACUCGGAUGUAACUCAACAGACGACAAGGAAAUUUAUGAGUUCUUUAAAGCGCAACCCAAGGAAAAUCUUGUUAAUAUAAAAAUAGCAUUAUCUUAUUGGCAGUAUGGUAAAGAGGCACCAUACGUUUACUUUGGCGUUGUUCCAGAAAAACAGUUUGGUAAUAACGAAAGGUUCUUCUAUGGACAUCCAUACGAGGUACUCAAGAAAGGCAUACACGAGGGAGUUGAGGUCAUGAAUGGUUAUACAGAGGAUGAAGCAAUACUAUAUUUCUCGAUGGGUAUUAAUGCUACUAGAGUUUUUGAUCAGGCCAAUCACUUCUUACAAUUUUUUGUUCCUGAACCAUACAUAACCGACGUUCCGCUGAAAACACAAAUGGAGAUAGGUAGAAAAUUUAAAAAAUUUUAUUUGAAGAACAAAAUUGCUUCCAAGAAGACUUUGGAUGAUUUACUAAAGUAUUUAAAUAUGGAAACUUUUGUAUAUGGAACAAUAAGUCAAGAGAAAAUUAUUGCUAAAAAUAAGAAGAAUAAAAGUUAUUUGUACAAAUUCACGUGCAAAUCUGACGUGAACAUGUUUAUAGAAUAUACAGGGCUACGAGAGCUUUUCAGCUAUAGACCUGUAGUGGCUCAUAGUGACGAUCUCGGUUAUACGUUUCCCUUUAAGGAUGUUGAUAUGAAUUCGACUACAUUUAAAAUGAUUGAACAGGUGACAACCCUGUGGACAAACUUUGCAAAAUACGGUGAUCCAACGCCUGAUGAUAGCUUGGGUGUCAAGUGGCUACCGUACACAAUGGAAAAACAAGACUACUUGGAAAUUGGUGAGAAUUUAGUUCCUGGAAGGUAUCCAGAUAAAGAUGACAUUGAGUUUUGGGAGAACAACUUCAAAGAGUUUUUGCCAGAAUACGUUCCCUGAGAAUCGAGUUCUAUUAAACAUUUAUUACCUACAAGUAUACUUUCGGUAAAAAAUAAUAAAACAUGUUUUGAAUAAAAA
Melitaea cinxia (Glanville fritillary) is the source of this 1737-nucleotide messenger RNA. Its product is annotated as juvenile hormone esterase-like. The transcript is spliced from 3 exons. Lineage: Eukaryota; Metazoa; Arthropoda; Insecta; Lepidoptera; Nymphalidae. The coding region runs from base 1 to 1659 and encodes 552 amino acids. The record is from RefSeq and is a predicted model, not a curated record.